Messenger RNA from Ectocarpus sp. CCAP 1310/34, 2004 nucleotides. The record is from the annotation of a GenBank genome assembly. NCBI's taxonomy places the organism in Eukaryota, Phaeophyceae, Ectocarpales, Ectocarpaceae.
AUGAUACCCUCCCACCAGGACACUAUCGCAGUUGAUGUUCCGGUGGCGGAGCGAUCAGGUCGUGCCGUAUCUGUACAUGAGUUGGACGUUCCCGAAGUUUUGAAUUUGGGCGAUGGAUGCCGCAGCAGGGCGUCUACGAAAGGCGUUGGCGAGAAGAAUGAAGAUGACCCAACGGAGGUUGUCGCGUUGCGCGAGUUGGUACAACGCCAGCGGGAGGACCUGGAAACAGCAGCAUUGAUCGGACAAAGGCUUCUAGACAGAGUCGAAGAACUCUCGGCUAGUCUUGAGGCGAGUGAACCAAGCGCACACCAGUUGGCGGUGCGAGAGGAAAAGUGGCUGGCGGAGUGCGAAAAGGACGCGCUCCGGAGAGAUCUGGACAGCGCCACCCAACGUUGUGAGCAGAUGCAACAAGAUACAACGACCGAGGCCCUCCCACGUACGUCAUCGACAAAGGGACACCUGUUCUUGUCGGCAGCUGAAGAACCUCAGGUUGAAUAUCUUGAUCUGUGGUCCCCAGCAGCCCACGCCAGGACCGGCGCCCGCUCCUCGCUCUCCGACGAUCGGCCGCUCUCUCCCGUCCUCGAGAACUCCCCUGACGCCGCCGAGGAUGCCGCAAGGCACGAGCAAGACCGGGAAGAGAUCGGCCGCCUGCGCCGGGCGGUCGAGGGCCUGGAGGAAGCCAACACCUCCCUGAGAGAAGAGCUCACGGAGUCCCGUCUCGAGGCCACCGCUCUCAGACGCACCUCGACGACACAGAAAGAAGCGGCACUGGACCGGGUAAUGAACGAAGCCAUCGGGGAUGAUGGAGAAGAGCACCGGCAAGUACGCGCUGGUUGGGGCGCUCCGAACGAUGGUCAGGAGGAAGAUGAAGCAGAGGGAGAUCGGCAACCAAGGUCGUUUUUCUCCAGCAGUAGCUCCGGCGUCCAGGAGGAGGGGGCACCAUUCGACGAGACAGAAGCAUGCCACGCAGGAGAACAAGACGGCCUGCAGCCGGAAGAGACGGGUGAUGGAGGGCCACCAGGUUGCCGAGCGAGGCGCGAGUCGGGUGGUGGUGGUGGUGAAGGGACUCACAGGAGAAAACAGUCUAUCGAAUCGAUAGCGUCGUCGAGGUCGUUUAGGUGCCGGUCGUCGUCAAUGUUCAGAGACGCCCAAGAGCAAGCCGAGCUGAUCGAAGCCCUCCGCGCGCAGAUCGCUCAGCUCCGGCUCGAGGCGAAGGCUACGACGCGGGCCGCGGGGACAGAAUUCCGGUGGAGCGAUAAAGCUGCGGCGUCGUACGAGCACGACGGUGGUGCCGGGCAUCGCCGCGGUGUGUGUUCGUCGGACGACGACAGCGGCAGCGAUAGAGGCAGAGAUACAUCUCGAGAUGAAGACGCUGUCGGCGAAGAAGGUGGGAACGGUCGUGAGAAAAUCGGCAGCAUGGAUGAAGAUGGACGUCGAGUCGAUGAACACAGGUCCAACCCGCUUCUCCGAGCGCGGGUAGACGAGCUGCAGGCAGAGCUCGAGACGACAAAGCGCGCGCUUGAGGUGCUUCAGCGGCGAGCGCAGCAGGAGCAGGCCGUGAGCGUCGAGCUGCAGAGAGAGCUUCUACGCCUUCACGGCACGAGGUACAACAGCGGCGCCGUGGCGGCAGCAGUCGCGCGAGUUUCAGCCGGGACUCUGCGACCAGCCUCCUACACCGCGGGCCGUGCUUCCGAGGGUGGAAGCGAUGGAGGUAGCAGCAAUCGUCGGGGUAGUGACAACAACGGCGGUCGUGGCACGGGGCUGGAGCGUCGCAUCGAUUACACCAUGUUUGAAGGAAUGGGCCGGCUCCAUCCACUGUGGCGGAUACUUUUUUGCGGGGGCUGCGGCGAGACGGCGGGGUCUGGCGUGGACACGAGUUUCGAGGACUCGGGGGCGGUGAAUGACGACGGCGUUGGUGAUGUCAGGACGCUUUCUCCUGGCUCCUCGGAGAGUGACGAAGAGACCUUUGCUGUACAGAGAGGAGAGGAAGGUGGCUUGACAUAG